Molecule: messenger RNA, 3003 nt
Organism: Eublepharis macularius
Lineage: Eukaryota; Metazoa; Chordata; Lepidosauria; Squamata; Eublepharidae
Gene: PTPRH
Product: protein tyrosine phosphatase receptor type H
Exons: 22
Coding region: 172-3003 (943 amino acids)
Biological process (GO): protein dephosphorylation
Molecular function (GO): protein tyrosine phosphatase activity; protein binding
Source: RefSeq, a predicted model, not a curated record
UGCCAAGCUCAGACAGAGGUGUUGCUGCUGUUCCUUCAGCCAGGCCAAUAUGGCAAAAAGAUUCAUAGCCAAAACACAACUACUUUGCAACCCAAUACAACGGCCACCACUGUCUCUGUAGGCUGUUCGAAAAUCGAGGAAAAGUUUGUUGUUAAGCCAAGUGGAACGGAGAUGCCAGGAUGCGACAAUGUCACGGACUCUUUCCCUGAUGUAACCCCAAACUGCAGCUUGCCGUCAAACUGCUCCAUUCCCUCAGACACAAGUCCAGCUCCAGUGAAUAAUCUAACAGUCGCGGGGAAGAGCAACAGCACUGUAACUCUAGUCUGGGAAAGUCCACCUUGCCCCUCCUCUGCCUGCAGAAUGAAUCCUGCCGACAGCUGGAAUAUGAACUGCACGGCACACUUGUACGGUCUGCGGCCUGGGCAGGAGUACACUGUUAUGAUGUACCGUAUCACAGAGGCUGGAGGGUGUAACUGGAGUACGCCUAUCAACGUAACUACCCGUCCCUCUCCAGUCUGGAACGUCACUGUACAAAAUCGGACAGUAGAUUCCCUGAAAAUUGCAUGGAUGCCACCUGAGAACAGCUCUGCCUACAGAUACAACAUCUGCCUAUCAAACAACACCUGGAAAUCGAACUGUUCUUCUUCCACUGAGAAUUCAUACACUGCAGGUGGCCUGGAAGCAGGAGCUCUGUACACAGUCAUUGUCUAUGCUGUCACCAGCAACAACGUUUCCAGCGUUGGGACUGUCCUUCCAGAUGUCAUCACACUUCCAAACAAGCCCAAGAAUAUAAAGGUGACAAAAUGCAGCACUCACAAUCUAACCAUUUCCUGGGAUCCCCCCAAAGACUCGAAUGCCUCAGACUAUUUGUAUAGAGUAUUUUGGGUCAGAGAUAACACCAUGGAUCCAGUGAAGAAUCAAAGCACCAGCGCAUCCAGCUAUACCAUCAAUGGACUUCUACCAGGGAGCAUCUACACUGUAAAGUUGGUCUCGGUCAUUAAUGAUGCUGAGAGUGCAACAGUAGAAAAUUGGAUUCUAACAAACCCGUUGCCCCCUCCUAAUUUCAGAGUCAACACUGUCAACCAGUCCGCGGUCAACUUGUUCUGGGGACUCCCAGACCCUGCGUUCAGUGGCUUUGGGCUCCAAGUGUGGAAGGGGCCCACCGAAAUUCUGGAAAACCAUACAUUUCCUAACAAUACUUCAACGUUUGUGUUAAACACACUUAGUCCAGGCACAAAGUAUAACUUCACCUUGUUCACUGUGGCUGAAGGACGAGGCCUGAGUACACACAGCACCAACGUUCUUCUAGAAGGAGCCACAAAGCCAGAGCCCGUAAGCAAUCUCAAAUGCUUCCCUGUGGGAGGAGGCUACCGCCUGAAGGUGUCAUGGACAUGUGGCACAGGUGGGGUCAGUCAGUACCUGGUCAUCGUCUCAGGCCGCGAUCCCGUGAAGUGGCUGAGCUGCGAAGACCCAGUGGAAGUGGGCAAUCUACAACCCGCACAGACCUAUUUGGUUCAGGUUGCAACUCUCUGGAACGAACUGCGGACAAAUUCCUCCCAAGUGAGAUGUGACACAGCCAGCGCAGGGGUCAUCGCUGGCGCCGUGUUUGGUCUGCUGAUUCUUCUGGUCCUUCUCGGCCUCCUGCUGUUCUAUUUUAGGAGAUGGCGGGAGAAGAUCUCAAAGAAGCCAAAAGCAAAUGUGGAACCACCUUGUGUUCUUGCCUCGGUGUCUGUAUCGGCUUUCCCAUGUUACUGCUGUGAGCACUUCUCUGACAGUGCUUUUGGAUUUGCCAAGGAAUACCAGCAGCUGCAAGACACAGGGACUGGACAGCCCCACACUGUGGCAGAAUAUCCUGAAAACCGAGAGAAGAACCGUUACAGCAACGUUCUGCCAUAUGACAGCUCUCGAGUCCUGCUCGGUCCCAGCAUCAGCGAUCCAAACUCAGAUUAUAUCAAUGCUAGCUAUAUUCCCGGCUACCAUAGGGAAAAGGAGUACAUUGCAACCCAAGGACCCUUGCCUGGCACACUUCAUGAUGUCUGGCGCAUGAUAUGGGAGCAACGAAUCACAACCUUGGUCAUGCUCACCAACUGCAUAGAAAAUGGACGGGUGAAAUGUGAACGGUAUUGGCCCUUGGACUACACGCCCUGCACCUACGAAGACAUCACUGUCUCAGUUGUCAUAGAAACCAUCCUCCCUGACUGGACCAUCCGGGACUUCAAUAUCAAGCGGAAGAAUGAAUGGGAGGUCCGCCUCGCCCGCCAUUACCACUACACAUCGUGGCCAGACCACGGGGUACCCUCGAACACAAGUGCCAUCCUUCACUUUCGAGACCUCGUGAGGAAGCACAUAGAACAGCAUACGGAGAGUGGUCCAGCUCUGGUUCACUGCAGCGCUGGUGUGGGCCGAACAGGAACAUUCAUUGCCUUGGACUCCUUGCUGAGCCAAGCCCAGAAAGAGGGGCAGAUUGGCGUCUACUCGUUUGUGCAGAGGAUGAGGAUGAACCGACCACUCAUGAUUCAAACCGAGUCCCAGUAUGUGUUCCUACAUCAGUGUCUCCUGGACAGGAUCCAGCCUCCUUCACAGGUCGACAGCGAGAAGAUGCAGAGCGCUGCUGUGUAUGAAAAUACUUUGGCUUUCCAAGACUAUGAGGUGUCCCGUCCCUUGCUCCUUAAUCUGCAAGAAAUGUUUCCGGAGAUUUCGACUUCUCACAUCAUCCUUAAGUAUGAGGAUGAGAACAUCCGCCUUUUAAACCAGCUUGACGAUGGCAGCACAAACACACCCACUUCUCUUUCCCACGUCUGCACUCCCAUUUCAAGACCGACAGCCGCCGCCUUCUCCGUCCCUGAGUCUCCCACGGGCAAAUCUAAUCCCUGCUCAGAUCUCAGCUGCAGGGAGGGGCGCCACCUGCUCGCAAUAAUUAUCUGCCUCUCCCCUGCCCGUUGGUUCCUUAUCCCUUUCAAGAAUCCUCCAGAUGUUGGACCUCAUGCUCGUGAGAACGGAUAA